CAUGUCACUCAGGUCAGGUGACAUAGAGAGGAACUUCGAUGAUUCAAGAUGGCUACAAUUCUGCCAAGACAAAACAUUUUUGAUGGAAUAACUUUAACAUUUAAAGAUACUUGAGUAUUCCGUAUUUGAUGAGUCAUCACAAUGAAAACGGAAGUUUGGGAUGAGUUAUAAAUCGGUUUUAGCUGCUGCAAAUAUGCUUCUGGAACUCAACUGAUAGCUAACGUUAGGCUACUAGCUAGCUACAUAAUAGCUAACGUCACAGAAGCUACGUUAUUUUGCCAUCUCAUUAGAAGUUACUGACAGUCUGGAGUUCGUGCCCCUCUUACCAGCACAAUGAGCGAUUCCCGAAUGUUCUCGAUCAUCACACUGCUCCUGGUAGUACCUGCGUCACUCAGUGUCCAUGGUGCUGCUAUUUCAGGAGAGGAAUACUCUACAGAGAUAAGCACAACAUCCCUUCAUUGCUGGCAAGAGGAGGAGUUUUCGAUUUUGACAGAGUGUGCAUGGUGCAACCCAUUUCAGAUGAAAUCAUGGGCACCGUGUGACAGAACUGGAUUCAUAGAAAAGAUCAACUGUGCAAAGUCCAACAAAGUUGAAUACAAGAGCUGCCGUUCCUCUCGGAUGGAGGAGAGCCUAUUCUGGAGGUUUGAGGGGAUCAUGAUGUGCCUGACGGUAGUCUUGGUCCUGGUGGUUAUAGCUCGUCAGAGAACCCUGGACUACCUGGCCUCUGAAAAGGUCCGCAGGCAGAUCCUAUCCAUAUAGAGACUAGAGACUGGGUGCUGUUGGCCGGCGCUUGUCCACUCUCAAAUGUUCGAAGGACUUGAAUGGCAGCACUUGCACCUUGGUAUCUCUUUUGGGAUCAGUAUUCCAUUUUGAUCCCAUGUCUUGUUGAGGCCUUAUUUGUGAAAUGCCGAUGUGUAAGUAUGACCCAUACACUGCACAAUAGUUAUUGGUUUGAAUUAAUCUUACAAUGUGUUCAAGUCAUUACUCCAGUAUGGUUAAUAACAUUGCAGCACAACAUGUCUUUAUGUUGUUGUCAUAGUUAAUAUCGUUUCUGUGUCUGAGAUUAGAGUAUAGUCCUGCCUACCUAUUCCAUGUCUCUGUUUUGGGGAUUUGAACAUGUCAACUUGGUCUCACUUUCUGACAUUGUCUCUCACAUUGUCUGCAUUGUCAUCAUAACAACUGAGUUGGUCCAACCAGAGAGACGAAUACUACAAAUAUCUAGGCCUAUGUCAUAUUGUUGAGGAUAUACAGUAUUUUCAUUUAAAGAUUACUUUCUGAAUAAUCGGUAUUGCCAGCUACACUGAAUGCUGUACGACAGAGAUGACAUUUUUUUGUCUGUGGUCAAUCACAUUUGUGUGUGAAAUUCAGGUCUGUCUAAACUAUACGUAUCUAUUUAUGGUGUCAUUUGACAAGUGUUUCCUUUUUGUUACACACUAGUCAUAAGAUGGUUCUUCCGAUUUCUUACAGCUCUGUUAACACUAUUCCUAAUUAUUAUGUUGCUGUAAGUGUGCAACAAAUGUUACAGUUUAUUGCACUUUCUAUUUAUGACCAAUAAAAAAAACAGUUUUUUUUUUUAGGCUGUGAA
This is a messenger RNA of Coregonus clupeaformis (lake whitefish), 1585 nucleotides long. Its product is annotated as protein JTB. NCBI's taxonomy places the organism in Eukaryota, Metazoa, Chordata, Actinopteri, Salmoniformes, Salmonidae. The transcript is spliced from 5 exons. Gene Ontology annotation, cellular component: centrosome; membrane; midbody. Bases 334 to 759 code for a protein of 141 amino acids. The record is from RefSeq and is a predicted model, not a curated record. Gene Ontology annotation, biological process: mitotic cytokinesis.